Molecule: messenger RNA, 1336 nt
Organism: Dufourea novaeangliae
Lineage: Eukaryota; Metazoa; Arthropoda; Insecta; Hymenoptera; Halictidae
Product: importin subunit alpha-2
Exons: 7
Coding region: 142-1284 (380 amino acids)
Source: RefSeq, a predicted model, not a curated record
UUGAUAUGGCGUAUAGUGUUUGUAUGUAAACAUUGCGCGAUGGAUCUUGCAAAAUAUCAUUGUUAAAACGUGUGUUCCAUGAAUCGAUUCUUAGGUCUUUUUUUAUAGUUUUUAUAGUUGUAUUAACUCUAGCAAAGAAAGAUGGAAGUAGAUGUUCCUUCGAAAGGAAGCGCUAUCGAGGUUAUGAGGGAGAAUGUAAGGGAAUUAACUCAUGCGGAAAGAAAAGAGUACCGUAUGAAAAUAUUGAAUAAGAACCGCGUGGCUUUGGGUAAGAUCGUGCUGGAUUCAUCUUUUACAACGAAAUUUGUUGUUGAAAAGGCAAACGCGCUUAAAAAGAAGCCAUUACCAGUCGAGGAGUACAAACAAUUACAAAAUGCUCUUAUUCAGAGCGAGGAAAAUGUGAAUUCAUUUCUGAAAGUAAAUAAUAUAUUGUUUGCUUUGGUGCGUGAUUUUUCUGGUAGUAAACCAGCUUUACAAUUAUCUGCCAUUAGUUGUUGCUGUAAUAUAGCACUUGGAAAUGCAAAGGCUUGCACAUCAUUGACUAAAAGUAUUGCACCAUAUCUUAUUACAGAAUUAGAGAGUUUGAAUUAUCCUUUAUUGGAUGUUUGCAUAUGGACAGUGGGAAAUUUAGUGGCUGAAAGCAACAAGGCUUUUGAAAUACUUCAUGCACAAGACUGUUUGAAAUAUAUUAUAUCAUUAAUCCAUAGUUGUGAUAAUAUUAUCUUACCUUCAGUGAUAUAUGCAACUAUGCACUAUGUUCAUAUUGGUUUUCAACAUAUUACUGAAACUGAAAUGAUUGAACUUGUUAAAGCUAGUGCAGAAAGAAAUCUGAAUUUUGAAAAUUCAUACUUCAGUUGGCUGCUAGCAUUGUUAUCUUCACAUGUUGCCUGUAAUACAUAUUUAUACAAUACAGUACCUUUAGUAGUGGAUUAUCUGUAUCAAAAUAUUACUAACAAUAUUGCUGCUGUAAAAGAGAUCACAGCAUGUAUCAGGAUAUUGGCGAAUAUGAUCUGUGAAAAGUCUGGCCAGUUGGCUAAAGUUCUUUUGGAAAAUCUAAAAUAUACAGAAUCUGAUUUAGAGAUGUUGUUAAGCACAUUACUUUCAUGUCAAUAUGUACAUGUUAGAAAGGAGACUUUAUGGUUAAUAGGCAACCUUUAUAAUCAUAGCUGUACCAAUAUUAAAAGUAUUGUACAAGAUAUUCUACCCAGAUUAUCAUCCCUCGAACAAGCAGUUUUAUCUGUGACACAACAAACUAUGACAAUAAAUACUGAUUUAACCGUCUGAACAGGGAUAAAUUGUCGUGCACCUAUGGAAGAAUGGUCGCCCCUUGUAGUGU